This is a messenger RNA of Bufo gargarizans (Asiatic toad), 2198 nucleotides long. Its product is annotated as zinc finger protein 260-like. The transcript has 5 exons. NCBI's taxonomy places the organism in Eukaryota, Metazoa, Chordata, Amphibia, Anura, Bufonidae. Bases 19 to 2100 code for a protein of 693 amino acids. The record is from RefSeq and is a predicted model, not a curated record.
GAUCUGUACAAGGACGUCAUGAUGGAGGAUCACCGGCCCCUCACAUCACCAGUUAAGGAAGAGAGAACAACAACCGAGAGAUGUCCCAGUCCUCUGCUUCCACAGGAUGGUUCAGAAGAACAUCACAAUGUCCCACAGGAUAAUCAGCUUGUGAAUCCGGGUGAAGAUCUGAACAAUAUUACUCCUACAGAGACCUAUGUGAGGGGUGAUGAGCAGAGUACAGAGGACAUUCCUACAGAUAACCGCCCAGAUGACUGUACCAGGAACCUAGAGAAACAUCUGGUAUCUUCAGAUUUUGAAGUAGAUGAUUGUGGUAUCACACGAGAUACAUUUGAAGAGCAUGCCAAUAUGCAAGAUAUACCCUCAUCCAAUCACAGCAACAAUGCAUCAUUUAAUUCUUUAAAACAGCUCCGAUCGUCUUAUUUAUCAAAGACUGUAACACAGAAUAAAAGUCACAGAAGAGGUGCUAAACAUCAAUCGGCUCACGUAAAAGAGAAGACCUUUUCAUGUCCAGAAUGUGGGAAAUGUUUUAAUCAGAAAUCGGCUCUUGUUAUACAUCAGAGAAUUCACACAGGAGAAAAAUCUUUUUCAUGUUCAGAAUGUGGUAAAUGUCUUGAGUAUAAUAAAUCUCUUCUUAUACAUCAGAGAAUUCACACAGGAGUGAAGCCAUUUUCAUGUUCAGAAUGUGGGAAAUGUUUUACCCAGAAAUCUGAUCUUGUUAUACAUCAGAGAAUUCACACAGGAGAGAAGCCAUUUUCAUGUUUAGAAUGUGGGAAAUGUUUUAAGAGUAAAUCAGAAUUUGUUAAACAUCAGAGAAUUCACACAGGGGAGAAGCCAUUUUCAUGUUUAGAAUGUUGGAAAUGUUUUAACCGUAAAUCAGGUCUUGAUAGACAUCAGAAAAUUCACACAGGGGAGAAGCCAUUUUCAUGUUCAGAAUGUGUGAAACGUUUUAACAGUAAAUCAGAUCUUGUUAUACAUCAGAGAAUUCACACAGGGGAGAAGCCAUUUUCAUGUUUAGAAUGUGGGAAAUGUUUUAACCGUAAAUCAGGUCUUGAUAGACAUCAGAAAAUUCACACAGGGGAGAAGCCAUUUUCCUGUUCAGAAUGUGUGAAACGUUUUAACAGUAAAUCAGAAUUUGUUAUACAUCAGAGAAUUCACACAGGGGAGAAGCCAUUUUCAUGUUUAGAAUGUGGGAAAUGUUUUAACUAUAAAUCAGCUCUUGUUGUACAUCAGAGAAAUCACACAGGGGAGAAGCCAUUUUCAUGUUCAGAAUGUGGGAAAUGUUUUCACUGUAAUUCAUCUCUUCUUAAACAUCUGAGAAUUCACACAGGGGAGAAGCCAUUUUCAUGUUCAGAAUGUGGUAAAUGUUUUAACUGUAGUUCAUCUCUUGUUACACAUCAGAGAAUUCACACAGGGGAGAAUCCAUUUUCAUGUUCAGAAUGUGGGAAAUGUUUUAAGCAUAAAUCAUCUCUUGUUAUACAUCAGAGAAAUCACACAGGGGAGAAGCCAUUUUCAUGUUCAGAAUGUGGGAAAUGUUUUCACUGUAAUUCAUCGCUUCUUAAACAUCAGAAAAUUCAUACAGGGGAGAAGCCAUAUUCAUGUUCAGAAUGUGGAAAAUGUUUUAACCAUAAAUCAGAUCUUGUUGUUCAUCAGAGAAGUCACACAGGAGAGAAACCAUAUUUAUGUUCAGAAUGUGGGAAAUGUUUUCACUGUAAUUCAUCGCUUCUUAAACAUCAGAGAAUUCACACAAAACAGAAGCCAUAUCCAUGUUCAGAAUGUGGGAAAUGUUUUCACUCUAAUUCAUCGCUUCUUAAACAUCAGAGAAUUCACACAGGGGCAAAGCCAUAUUCAUGUUCAGAAUGUGGAAAAUGUUUCAACCAAAAAUCUGAUCUUGUUAUUCAUCAGAGAAGUCACACAGGAGAGAAACCAUAUUCAUGUUCAGAAUGUGGGAAAUGUUUUCACUGUAAUUCAUUGCUUCUUAGACAUCAGAGAAGUCACACAAAAGAGAAGCCAUUUUCAUGUUCAGAAUGUGGGAAAUGUUUUAACCAUAAAUCAGAUCUUGUUGUUCAUCAGACAAUUCACACAGAAGAGAAGCGAUAAUCAUGCUUAGCCCACUAGUGACCACUUUUUUUUUUCUUUUUUUUUUUUUGUGGUCACUGGCUUUAUUCCAUCAGAUACUCCUUUUUACAGGGAGAUAA